AUGGUACCAAAAAUAUUUCGAGAUUCUUUGCUUUUAGCGGGAGGUGUUCUUAUUUUGAUUACUGGCAUUCUUAUUGGUUCAACUUUCUUCGGAAUAAGAAAGGUACCAUAUGUUAUAUAUUCUUCAUUAUCAACAGCUCAGAAAUCAAACAACAAUUUACAAUUGACUGAGAAAAAAAAUGUUAAAUCAUUUUCUUUCGCAUAUAAUAAAACUCAUCUUUGGUCGAUGCGUCUUGCUGAUGACAAUUAUUAUCGUACAGCUCAUCUUUUACCAUGCCGUACUGUUGAAUAUACCAACGGUCCAAAUCGUGAAAUAAUGAAUACUUGUAAUCAAUCAAUUAUAGAUGAAUUUUCAAUAGAAGCAACCCUACAUGCGCAACAAUGGCUUUAUGAACAUCAGCAUCCAAUCGAUUGUAGAAAUAAAAAAUUUGCAAUAAUACAUUCAUUUGCUUGGUCUGGUAUUGGUUCGACUUUACAUCAAAUUGUAUGGGCAUUUGGUAAAGCAUUAGCUGAAGAUAGAAUUGCCAUUUAUGAAACACCGGGAGAUUGGUUACAUAGUAGUUGUAUAUUGGGUACACCUGAUUGUGUUUUUCGUCCAAUUAGUAAUUGUUCUAUCCCUUCCACAGUUGGUGAUAAUCGAACAAUUCGUAUUCCAGCUAAUAUUGACCAUUGGUUCGAACCUACACAUCCACCUGUUUGUCAAAAUCGAUCUUUCAAUUGGUAUCGUUCACAAUUGUUAUUCUAUUUAAUGCGAUAUAAUUCUGAAACACUAACUCAUGUACAACGCAUAGUUGCCAGGUAUUUUAAUCCACCAUCAGUUGAUCUUCAUCGUCCAUAUAUUGCUGUUUUUGUACGUCGAUCGGAUAAAGUAACCGGUCGAGAAAUGUCACAGUCUUAUUCUCUUCAACAAUAUUUUGAUUUAUUCGAUGCUGAUGCUCGUCAAGCUAAAAUAACAAAUGUCUAUAUUAAUUCAGAAGAUCAAAAAGUAUUUAGUGAAUUUGAUCAAAUAAACAAAAAUAAAACCGGAUAUUACAAAUUAUUAAGCAUUAAUGUUACAAGAGAUGUUACUUUUCGGUCAUUACUUGGCAUGCCAGUGAAGCAGCACUCUAAAAUUAUAUUAGAAUUUCUGACUGAUCUUUAUAUUGAAGCUAAUGCCGAUCUACACGCUGGCACACUUACGUCAAAUUGGUGUCGAAUGGUUGAUGAAAUAAGAUUUGUUCUAGGCAAAAUAAUAACAUUCUAUACACCUGAGAAGAGAUAUAUAAUAGAUGUGUAA
Messenger RNA from Rotaria sp. Silwood2, 1275 nucleotides. The record is from the annotation of a GenBank genome assembly. NCBI's taxonomy places the organism in Eukaryota, Metazoa, Rotifera, Eurotatoria, Philodinida, Philodinidae.